GCUUCACCAGAUGGAAAACCCUCAGAAGACAUCGAGAUCCGCAUCCACGACCUGACAGCUGUUGUGUCUUUGGGUCGGCCGAUGCAGGAGCUGAUCCCAGAGCGAUACCUGCACGAAGCAGACCGGACCUCCGUCCUCGAGCGACUUCCCUGGAUGUUCCGCCGCGGUCUUGAAGACGCAACCGACGUCGAUGUCGACCGGUGGUCGCCCAUUGACGUCCGCUACCGGGGCGUCUACAGAUCUCUCUCCAAGGCGCCCCCGUUCCCUCACGGCCUCUACGACAACGCAGACUCCAUCGAACUGAUCCGCGAGUGUCUGGAUUCGGCUCCGGCAUAUGCGCAGCGACAGGCGGCGUACGCUCUGUUCGAGGAGAUCCUCAGGAUGCUGUGCAUCAAGCGGAGGACUUAUUCCGAGAAAGACUACUUUCACCUUCGACCCAGACUCCUUACACGUCCAAUGGAGUACAUGACUGGCCGGUACAGAACACACCAUGAUGGCCCUGACCCUGCGGGAGCGCUGUGUCUUGAUUUCUUCCCUUCCCUGCACACAGUCCCCUCUGUCGUUCCUGUUUCUAUAACCACCGACGCAGAACCUCUCGAGUCCGCCCUUACGGAAAAAAUCAAGCUGAUCCUCGGCCAACUGAAUCUACAGGCUCGCAUCCUGCGCGCCCCCGGCGACAAGAUCCCCGACCAGGAAGUCUUCGUGCUGGCCUUCCACGGCUCGAGACUGCACAUCCUGCAUGCCGAGUUUCCAGGAGACCAGAUCUCGACAGUCUGGUGUGAGCGUGGCCGAAGCAGACUGCGAGAUAAACCCGAAGCUACUCUAGGUACAGAUACGAAGGCCGGGCGAGAUGCGAAAGCUUUCCACGUAAAAGUAUCAAACGAGUAUAACCUCUGGAUGAAAGCAGAUUACCUGAAGACCAUCCGCGCCGUUGCCGGCCUAGUCAUCUAUCUGAUGAGCGGGACCUCGCGCUGCGGCGUCAUGCAGACUGCCUUCCAUCUGUGGCCGUACCAUCCUCGACCCGACAGGGAUGAAGAGGCGUACGCGCUCCGCAGGGAACAGGCUCUACACGAACAGCUCUGGUUCGACGAGGAAGAGGUCCGGAUCGAGCGCCGCGAGCGUCUGAAACAGCUUGAGCAUGAAUUGUGCGAUCAGCUGCGUGACUCGAUGCGGUACACUGCUGCGGAUCGCAUUGGGGGGAUCAACGAGCGGUCUAGACCGUGGUGGAAUUGGGUAUGGAGUGAU
Messenger RNA from Penicilliopsis zonata CBS 506.65, 1245 nucleotides. RefSeq lists its product as hypothetical. The annotation marks the transcript as partial. The transcript has 4 exons. Lineage: Eukaryota; Fungi; Ascomycota; Eurotiomycetes; Eurotiales; Aspergillaceae. The record is from RefSeq and is a predicted model, not a curated record.